Messenger RNA from Fusarium vanettenii 77-13-4, 1146 nucleotides. RefSeq lists its product as uncharacterized. The record is from RefSeq and is a predicted model, not a curated record. NCBI's taxonomy places the organism in Eukaryota, Fungi, Ascomycota, Sordariomycetes, Hypocreales, Nectriaceae. Bases 1 to 1146 code for a protein of 381 amino acids. The transcript is spliced from 7 exons.
AUGGCUUAUCCGGUAACGAAUGGCGUCACGACGUUUCUGGCGCCGCCAGAAGGCUACGUGGUGGACUUUGAGCACCCACAGCAGCAGAAUGCUCUUCAUCACUACCUGAUUUUCGGCAUCUUGGGGUCUUUGGCGCUUUUUUGUUUGAUACAGAGGCUUUAUACGAAGCAUUUCCUGACGGGGAGUCUCAAGAUUGAUGAUGCGUUGCUGGCAUCCGUCAUUAUGCAGUCAGUGCAAAUCUGGUCCAUUUCGAUAGGAGGGCUAUGUCAUCAUGCAUGGGAGAUGCCCAUCGAAGUAUUUGAGAAGCACAUGCUUAGCUCAUACAUCGUCGCGCCCAUCUUCAUCACCUGCAACGGCCUCAGCAAGACAUCUCUCUUGACAUUUUACCUCCAAAUAUCGCCCCAGAGAUGGUUCCGAAUCACCAUCUGGACCACCAUCGUGAUGGUGGCCUGCUACACUGUCGUCAUCGCCGGCCUACUUCUCUUCGGAUGCAAACCGAUUCGCGCCGCAUUUGAUCCUUAUGAGUUUGGCACGGGUACCUGUGUUGACCUGCCGAGUCUGUACAUUGCCAUCGCUGUCGCCAAUAUCGUUUCCGACGUCGUUCUCUUCACGAUUCCGAUUCCCAUGAUCAUUCGAUUGAAGAUGCCUACGGCGCAGAAGAUUGGUGCCGCCCUUAUGUUUGGUGUCGGUUCCAUUACCGUCGCGACAUCCAUUGUUCGCAUGGUUUAUCUGCCGUCCCUUCUGGGAGCUGUCGACAUCCCUUGGGUUGCUGCGCCCGCUAACGUUUGGUCCUUCGUCGAAGUCAACCUUUUCAUCAUCUGUGGAUCCAUGCCGACCUUUCGCAAAUUCCUCAAGCGAUUCCUACCGAAAUGGAUGGGCUCAUCCGGCCAGUCACAUCCAUCCAAACCCACUACGUUCGACACAUCACAAAGCAAGCUGCAUCGCCAGCCACAUACGGGAUACACACAAUUCGAUAUUGUCGAGUUGGACAAUUUCUCGGAACACAAGAAGGAAGGUGUUAUACAAGCGACUGUUGCGGACGUGGAGUCCAAGCGGAGCGGGAGAGAUGAUACGAGCGAAGAGGCUAUCCUUGAUGAGAGAUCAAUAGCGUACACCAAGACAUUUCAGGUUCAGUAUAGUGCCUGA